UGUCGUGAUGGAUUAUUAUCAAAUUAGUAUUUUGUGUAGCCUGCUCUGCUCUGCUCUGCUCUGCUCGUCAUCCUCAUUUCUCGCUCUCAUCUCAUCUCACUCCAUGUUGAUUUCUUGGAAGAGUUCCAGCAGCAGCGUUACAGCUCGAUCAUCAUCAUCCAAUUACUCUGUAUGUCGGCGGCGCUGCAGCAUAAAAAAUGCUGCUUCCAUUCUCAAAGUUGCUUCUCCUCUUCGUCUUCAUUGCUGUCUGAGAAUUGAGGAUACAGCUGUUGAGUAUCAUCAGGAACUACUUCACUCCCAAUUGAAUACAAACAAUGACACAACCACCACCCAAAACCAUGACCUCAAGAAGAAGCCUGACCCUGAGUCCAAACAAGUUGUUGGUGGUGGUGAUGCAGGAGGAGGAGGAGGAGGAGUCAAUGGAGAAGAAAGUAACAACGAGGCGGGCAUAACUGGAAUUCAAGUCCCCAGACAGCGAUACAUUCCCAUCUCUAAGUCUCAGCUUUUGGAUUCCAUUCUACUCAUGUUUGACUCCCAACAAGAGAUUGAUCAUUUUCUUCUCCUCUCUUCGUGCCUGGAUUCUAUUCUUCACGCCGAGCACAAAUGCAUUUUAGAGGAAAUGCGAUUGGACUAUAACUAUACUCAUUCGACCGAAGAGAAGGGAACUAGUCGGAAUGGCUCAGAUUGUUCAGAAAAAGAAGUCAUAGCCAAUGGAAAUGAAUCUAACUCGGCUAUAGAAAACACAAUUGGGAUUGGGAACACGGAAGAAUACAGUGAAGACAAGAUUGAACCGGAAAUGCCAAUUUCUUCAUAUUUUAGCCUCGACUUGAGACAUCUCUUGAAUUCUUCACCCAAAAAUGUCAAGAGAAAUUCUUUAACGGAGUCCAGGUUCAUUGCUUCUUUUAUUGCAGAAUGAGUAGACUAGCUGAUGUCAUGAUAGUGAGAAGUUAUUUGGUGGUCUUGGAGCAAUACUCCACGCCAUUCACAUUGCGCUACUUGUCCCUUUGUCUCCUAAAAGCCAAGAAAAAAGCGGUGGGUCUCAUUGUUUCAACCAAUGAAACACUAAUUGGGGCACUACAUGGAUUUGCCCCAAGACCAUAUAAUCUUCCCAUGAUAGUUUGAUAUUGGUCAUGUAUGGUUGCUCCCUAAUAUGCAUAGAUACUGAUGUAGGACAUGUACAUAGCACAAUAUGGACAUGCAAACUUGAUAUUUGUUAAAAAUUAGAACACAGACAUGUUGGUAACACAUUGAAUACUAUAUAUAUGCAUAUAUUAUAAAUCCAUAAAAAAACUAACAUUGUUUAAUUAAAUUAGAGAUAACAAACACACAAAUAACAAUAAUAUUAUCAAGAUAUCAAAACAAGAAAACCACUAAAUAAAUUUCAAGAACUAUGCAUCCAUCGCAUUUUUCAUUUGAUCAUCAUUCAAGAUUUAAAAUUUUUUUCGACGGUAAUCAAACAGUUCAUGAUUCCACAUUUGACACAUAUAAUCAAAAGAUUGUCCAUUUAGAAAUUGGCCAACAACUACAAUGAAGGAAAAUAUUAAAGAGUGAUUCAUUGGCAGUGGUAUUUUCAAAUUUCGUGCAAAAACAGUUAAAAGACUUCAGUGAAAGAAAAUAUGAAAGAGUAAUUUUCUAGUCUAUGGUAUCAUCACUAAAUAGUUAAGGUCCUUAAGAUUUGAUUGUAUUCUUAUUUUGAUAUAUUUCACAUAUUUCCAUUAAUUGUUGUGUACUACAUCAUCAUCAUAAUAUUAAUAAUAAUAAAUAUUUGUACUUUUGUUGGAUAAAUUUUUUUGAGUGAUAUAAUUUGUUUUUUCUUCACUCAUGAGAAGUUACAUACCCGCACUGACCCCUACUUGUUGCUGCUUAUGUAUUUAGUUUGCCAUAACUACGACCAAAUCUAUCUUUUGUUUUUGAAUCACGAAUCACUGUAGUUUCUUACUUCUUAUGUGGUGUGAUUUUAUUUAUCUACUGAUCGUGUGCUUAUUUAUUUUAUUUUAUUUUUUGGGCAAUGAUCUGGAACAAGUUUAUAUGCUGUUUCAGUUUGAUAGUUAUUAAUGUAGACAAUAAGGUCCUUAUUUUUAGUUGCUAUGGAGCAUUGUUUGAAAACCAUCUAAUAAUUUUUGGUAUUUUUGCAUUCUUUGAUUGUGUUAUUUUCAGAAAUAACACCAGGAUUUUUUGUAUCAUUGCUAUGGGUGUCCCUUGGUACGGAUGUAUUGGUUGGCUUUAGGUGCAAUGAGCUUUUGCCCAUUUUUUGGGUCUUAUAUGUAUAUGUACAUAUAACGGAAUCGUGUCAUUGUUCUUAUGGUAGCAUGACUCAUCAUUUAUGCACAAAGAUGUUUUAGGCGAAGUUCAUACUUAUUGUGAUUGCCUUUUCAUACAGAUAAAUUGUGAUCAAUAUUAUACUAAUAUUUUAAGAUUCAAAUAUUGUAAUGACUUAAUGGCUUUUUGAGAAGGAAAAACCAUUGAAUCAUGUUGAGGGUGUUGACACCCUAUUUUACUCUCACCUCUAAAAAGAGUUGCAAUUUUGCUCCUUGGAAAACUUCUUGUUCUCCUAGUACUUCUUUGUACUUUGUUUAUUUUUUAUUUAAUCUUAUUUUCUUGUUGCUGAUCAAAAAAAAAAAA
Camellia sinensis is the source of this 2622-nucleotide messenger RNA. The record is from RefSeq and is a predicted model, not a curated record. Lineage: Eukaryota; Viridiplantae; Streptophyta; Magnoliopsida; Ericales; Theaceae.